GUGCCAGCCGCGCUCGCAUACGAGUGCAUCACAAGUGUCAAGUAUAACCAGUCCGCAGCAGUCGCGUUCUUGGAUUCUCUUCGCCCGUAUCUUGAAUGGCAAUCGACCAUCCAGUGGCUGAAGGAUCCGCCGCAAGAAUAUGCACAGAAGAUCCAACCUCCUUACGACUUCUGGUCCGAGUUCAACCGAAUCUAUGCGAAAGCAAGCGGCCAAAGCUACGACACGUAUGCGAAUGAACAUGAAUUCGGAUUUGACCUAUACCGCGCUUUUCAAAAAAGUCAUGACGGCCAUUUCUACAUUCUGCCAGACAGCGUAGGAUACAUCUUCUCCUUUUUCAGAACGACCCCAUUGGUCUCUGUAUCCGACGAUGGCGAAACGGUGCCUCAGAUCUAUGUCUUCUCAGACGUGCUGGAAUGCACCGCGGGAAAUGCUUCCUACACCCCUAGCCCCAUCACACACAUCGACGGACGAGAUAGCCAGGACUUCUUGCUGGAGUGGUCACAGUACGGUAGCCUUCAAGACCGGGAUGCGCUGUGGAAUAAUAUGUUCUACUUGCUACAAGCCGUCUCCCUCGGCAGCAAAGGCACCGGCUUGGGCACGUUUGCAGGUGGUGGUCGAGGCCGUUGGAUUUAUCCUGGACCAACAACGACCCUCAAGUUCAAAAAUGGAACCGAAAUCGUGAACCAGAACUUUGCGCGUGUGUUACAAGAGUUCAACAAUAUCACAUCACCCGCAGACGUGUACAGUAACUUCUUCGCGGUCAAGGAAGGGGAUGUCCAGAACGCCUACCAGCUCGCAGCACCAGCCCCAUCCACCACUGAAUCUCCAACAAGUACUACUUCGGCCACCAGCUCCACAUCAACUACAGCAGCCGCCACUCCCGUUGCAGCACCAGGCUAUCCCAAGCCAGUGGUGAGGCAGCAGAAAAAUGCCAACGGCGGCUACUACAUUGAGGAAGAAGAUUACAAGGAUGUCGCCGUUCUGAGCGUGGCUUCCUUCGUCAGUGCGAUCACAGACGAGAAGCCGUUCCAAUCCAUCAAUACCUACUUCCUCGAGAAAGCUGCGAAUGGUAACAAAACCAAGCUGAUUAUCGAUGUUUCCGCAAAUGGCGGUGGAACGGUGCUGCAAGCCUACGAUCUGUUCAAGCAGCUCUUUCCCGCUCUCCUGCCAUAUGGUGCGAACCGCUUCAGAGCGCAUGAAGCACUCGAUUUCGUUGGACAGGAAGUCAGCCAUUUCUCGGAUCUCAUCGGUAAUCGAAGCGAGCUUAGCAAUCAAACGAUAAAGGAUCUACAGUCCACGGUUUUCGACUAUCACACCGAUGCCGAUGUGAAUUACACUGCCUUCACAUCUUGGCCUGAUAAAUACAGUCCACUCAAGCUCGGUCCUGCGCAAGACACAUUCACCGGCCUAAUCCGUUGGAACAUGAGUGAUGUGCUCACAGUCGAGAGUUCUGGCGGCAUUGUCGUUAGUGGCUAUCUGAAUCGCACUAAUAUCACCAAACAGCACUUUGAAGCCGAGAACAUCGUCAUCCUGACUGACGGCUAUUGUGCCUCGACAUGCACCAUCUUCAGCGAGCUAAUGAGGCAGCAAGCCGGAGUCAGAACAAUCAAUUUGGGAGGACGGCCAAACAAAGAUAUCACGCAAGCGAUUGGAGGUGUCAAAGGUACCAACAACUUCGAAUACGACUACGUCCUGGAAGCAGCAGUCGUAGUUCCGUUCAUGUACAAGUACAUUCAUUCCGAGGAAUUCUACAACAACAGCGUUCUCGCCAAAUACAAUACCCUUCCCAUGUUCCGCGCGCUUGGUCCCGGCAUCAAUGUGAGAGAUGGCUAUCGGCAGAACGACACUUCGAACAUCCCACUUCAGUUCCAGUACGAACCAGCAGAUUGUAGAAUCUACUACACUCCGGCCAUGGCUGUGGAUCAAACUGCUGUCUGGAAGACGGUGGCCGAUACAGCUUGGCGCGGUGCUGAUCAUUGUAUCGCUGGAAGCAUGAAGAAGGCUCCCGCAUAUGGUGGUAAUCCGCCGAAGAGAGAUCUGAGGAAGCGGCAGCAGCAUCAGGUCAGGAGCGACCUAGAUAUCAAUGAGCAUCACCUGGCACUGCGGGAAGUCUGGACCGAUCGGUUUGGUGAUACUCAUGGUGGCAGUGGCUUCAUGCGGCCCUAG
Molecule: messenger RNA, 2166 nt
Organism: Pseudocercospora fijiensis CIRAD86
Lineage: Eukaryota; Fungi; Ascomycota; Dothideomycetes; Mycosphaerellales; Mycosphaerellaceae
Exons: 3
Biological process (GO): proteolysis
Molecular function (GO): serine-type peptidase activity
Source: RefSeq, a predicted model, not a curated record